CCAUGGUGCGAAUGAAUGUUCUCAGUGAUGCUCUCAAGAGUAUUAACAAUGCUGAAAAACGCAACAAGAGGCAAGUGCUUCUGAGACCUUGCUCCAAAGUCAUCGUCAAAUUUCUUACUGUGAUGAUGAAGCAUGGUUACAUCGGCGAAUUUGAAAUUGUUGAUGACCACCGUAGUGGUAAAAUUGUUGUAAACCUUUCCGGAAGGUUGAACAAAUGUGGAGUUAUCUCUCCAAGAUUUGAUGUUCCAAUUACUGAUAUUGAGAAGUGGACGAACAAUCUCUUGCCUUCUCGUCAAUUUGGAUACGUUGUCUUGACAACCAGUGGAGGUAUCAUGGACCACGAAGAAGCAAGAAGAAAACACUUGGGAGGCAAAAUCCUAGGAUUUUUCUUU
Cotesia congregata is the source of this 392-nucleotide messenger RNA. Lineage: Eukaryota; Metazoa; Arthropoda; Insecta; Hymenoptera; Braconidae. The record is from the annotation of a GenBank genome assembly.